AUGUCAUCAACAUCACCACCAUCAUUAUUAAAUACUAAAAAACCAAUGCGUGAGUUAAGUUCUAUUACAAAUCAUUUAUUAAUAACGAAAACUUUAAAUGCACUCGCAAAUAAUAAUAAUAAUAAUAAUAAUUCACAAGUAUCAACACCACCUCCACUUCCAUCAACAUCAUCAAUAAAAGAAAAUAUUCCAAAUGAUACAAAUUUAAGUCAACAACAAAAAGCAUUAAAUCUUCGUCUAGCUGCUGCAUUAAAACCAGUUGAUAGAGAUCAUGUUGCUGCAUUACUUCAAUAUUAUCAAACAUUAAAUAAUAAUAAUUCACAAAGUAACGUGCAAAAUACUUCAUUAUUUGCUGAUAAUUCAUCUUCAUUUAAUAAUUUAUCUAUUUUAAAAACACAAAAUGCAACAAAACGAUCCACAUCAAUGACGUAUUUAUGUCGAUUUAAUCAACGAAAUCGUUUAAUAGAAGUACCAACAACAAGUGAAUAUUAUAAUCAACAAAAUGGUAUAUCACAUGAACAUCUCAAACAAUUACUAAUGCAAGAAUUUCAAAUACCAAAAUCAACAUUAAUCAUUAUUCAAAUUUGGAAUGACCAAUAUCAAGAAUAUAUUGAUGUUGAAUCAUAUAAAAAACUUCCAUUUGAUGGGCGUCUUCAAAUUCUUAUUGAGAAAGAUGUAAUAUCGACCGGAAAUUCACCGUCAGUUACAUCUAAGAGUCCAACAACACCAAUAUCAUCAAGUACAGUCACAACAAUGACUCGUUCAAUAACACCUAUACAAUUACAAACAAUACCUAGUGAUAAUCAUCAUGACGAAGAGUUACCAUCAAAAUCUUCUUAUGAUGAAGCAGGUAGCACUAUGUCUCCAAUGCAUCAAAUAGAUAAUUUACCAGCUAGUCAACAUAAUCUUAUGUAUGAUUUAUUACCGAAGCCUACUGAUGGUAUACCAAUUCCACGUUUUCCACCACAUAUAGCUGCUUUUUUAAAUGGUAAUGGUGAUGCUAAUCAAUUAAAUGCUCUUGUUCAAGCUUUGUAUCAAGAAAUUGUUAAAUAUGAACUUUAUCCAAAUGCUGAUGAAUUACGUUCAAUUGUUAGUCGUCUUGUUGAUCGACAUCCAAAUAGUCUUUCAGUUAUUGGUAGUAUUGAAUUAUUAGUAAGAAAAUUAUAUUAUAAAUUUUGUAAUGAACGUAAAAAAUACCCUGUGGAAUUAAAACGUCGUCAACCGAAUAAACGUAAAAGACUUACACGUGAUGAUGAUACAAUGAUUAAUAAUAUACAACAAGGAAGAAAUAGUAAUACAAUUCAUGAUCUUGAUCGUCUUAUGCAUCUAUGGACAACAACAAAUGAUUAUAAAGAUAUCAAAAUUGAAAAAAUUCAUCAGGAAGAACAUGAACAACAACAUUCACCAUCGGGUUCAUCAUCGGGUUCAUCAUCUCCCGAUUCAAAGCACGCAACAAAUGAUAAUCGUGAUCAAUGGGACGGAUGUCAAAAAUAUCAUCCAUUAAAUUUAUCGAUUGGAAACAACAAUAAUAAUAAUCUUAUGUGUUCUGAAUAA
Rotaria sp. Silwood1 is the source of this 1554-nucleotide messenger RNA. NCBI's taxonomy places the organism in Eukaryota, Metazoa, Rotifera, Eurotatoria, Philodinida, Philodinidae. The record is from the annotation of a GenBank genome assembly.